CCGGAGCCAUCCCGGUGGCGCCAAGAGCCGCUGCUUGGGAUAUGCGACGGGAAGCCCCCGCCACAGCGAAGGCAGUGGCCCCGCCGCGCCCGGGAGAGCCAGGCGUGAGCAGGUUAGCAGAGCUGGAGACUGGGAAGAAAAGCUGGAUGUGACUCUGAGCUGAGCAGAGACAGACUGGAACCUGCAAGACAAACGGAACCUGUGUUGGACUCCUACCUCUUCCAACCCCGGUGAACCUUGGAGUACCACAGAAGGAGCUGGCGCUAUUCAUUGGAAAGCCCAGAAGCUGGAGAUGGGGAUCUGGUGGGAGACGAAGGACCAUAACCUGAGUGCCAUCUGACAUCACCAAGAUCAGGCCUUCAGAGGAAUCAUCCCUGACUGCGUGUUCGCUCUGAGCUGCGACAGCUGCCCAGUGGGAGCAGUGCUCAGGGGAGAGCUCUGAGGUUUUCCUGAAGAGAAAUUCCAUGGGGACUGUACCUGACCCUCUAAGAUCAGCUAAAACUUCCCUGAUCACAGCUUCUGGAAAAGAAGAGGAUCUAGGAGAGGUACAGGCUGCCUCACCUCAGCCUCGACCAGCCCUCCUGUGUAAGAACAACGAUGGCCUUUCCAGCAAACCUACAGAACCAGACCUCAGCCCCAGGGCAGCUUCUGAGGCCCUGAUGCAGGCCUGUGAGCAUGAAACCACCCAGCCAGACAUGUCUUCUCCUGGCAUCUUCAAUGAGGUGGAGAAAGUAUCUCCCACACUCAACUCCCCUGACAAUACCCAGCUCCCAGGAAACAGCAAGCCCGCAGCACCAGCCCCGUGUUCUGCAGCAGUUAAGGAUCUUAUACACACAGCAUUUACCAUGCCAGCCAGUCAGCACACCCACCAGGCCAUCCCAGGUGACCAGCCCAAUGCCAGGGCCUCCUCAGGAUCUGAAGAUACCCUGGGGAAAUCACAGAGAUCCUCGGCGGGAGAGCUAUCUGGGAAGUCAAGUUGUCCUGUGGGAGGCACUUGUAGCAGCAGCAAAGAUCAAGUGCCCUGUGUUUUUCCUUCUCAAGAAACAAUCCAGGGAGUGGUGCAAACUGCAAACACAGCAGCGGGGGUGUUCAGUCAAGCCUCGUCUCCUGUAGGCGGGCCUACGGGGGAAAGGCAGGGAGCCAUUUACGACUCCACGACCCGGUCCUGUGAAUUUCUAGCAAGAGAAGAUGGAUGUUCAGGAAACAAACCGCCCUCUGCCACCACCACAGACACCCAGGCCGAGAGUUCUGUGACACCUCAACCAUCCCACCUCACUAGCAAAGGCUCGGCGUGUCCUCCAGAUGCAGAGAAGAUGCUGCUGCCAGCACCGCAUCAGGCAUCAAGGUUCAGAGAAGCAAGUACGAUGACCAACCAGACUGAAAAUGAGGUCAAGGACGUUCCCAACAGGGCUCAGCAAGAUGCUGAGGUGCAGGCAGUGGCGAGUGUGGAGAGCAGGUCGGUCUCCACCAGCCCCAGCAUCCUCGCAGCGUUCUUAAAGGAAACCCCUGCUCCUGAGCCUUUGGAACAAGAGCAGCUGCAUGUCAUUUGCCACAGCAGCGGGAGCCACACGUUGGAGCUGUCAGUCAACUCCUCAGCCCCGCAGGAGUCCGGGCAGUGCCCUGGCAUCAUGCCCGAGGUGCACAUCCAGCAAGCUGCAGCUGUUCCCACAGCUUUCCAAGGGGGUAGUAAAUUGGUGAGCCUACCAGGUGAGGCCCUCAAUACCUCAUCAACCAAAGUGGCAUCCAGCAAUGCUCAGGAUAUGUGUACAGAAGAUGGCAGGGCAGCAGGAAUGACCCCUGCAAGGGCAGAGCCCACCCCUGCACAGCUUCCAGGUACUAAUUCUAGCUCCCUGAAAGCUAGCCUCGGAGACCAGAUUUCUAUCCGUGCAGGAAGUCAAGAGGAAACAAGUCAUGGACUGGGGACCUCUGACACCAAGCCUCCUGAGCUUGCAGUGAAAACUACAGGUGGCCAGAAAACAGAUGCAGGUUGCAAACUCUCCAGCUCCUAUGGCUCUGCCAGCAAAACUGACCAGUUUGGGAGCGUGGAUCCUGCUAAUAAGGGAGAUGCAAGAGAGAAGGAGCCUGCCUCUCUUCAGUUAGGAAAAGAACAAGAAUCUAGGGACACGGAUUUCCUCAAUGGGAGGGCGAGAGCAGAAGGCAAAACCCUACUGCUCAAUCCCAAAUCUCAAGAGAGUGGAGGCACGGGGUCAGCUGCCAGUCCCGUACCCUCCCCAGUUAGAAAUAACCAGGGGGGCACAGUGGAAGAAAACAGGCAGACCAAGACAGCCACCAGCCUGAGCCUGCCGUCCGAAUCCAUGGGCGACUCCAGUCCUGGUUCGGGCAAGAGGACCCCUGGUCGCUCGGUCAAGGCCAGCCCGCGCCGGGGCAGCCGGGUCAGCGAGUUCCUCAAGGAGCAGAAGCUCAACGUGACGGCGGCCGCCGCCCAGGUGGGACUCACCCCCGGAGAGAAGAAAAAGCAGCUUGGCGCCGACUCCAAGCUGCAGCUGAAACAGUCCAAGCGCGUCCGGGACGUGGUGUGGGACGAGCAGGGCAUGACCUGGGAGGUGUACGGCGCGUCCCUGGACCCGGAGUCCCUGGGCGUCGCCAUCCAGAACCAUUUACAGAGACAGAUCCGGGAACACGAGAAGUCAGUCAAAGCGCAGAGCAGCCAGACGCGGAGAUCCAUCUCCUCGGACACGUCUUCAAACAAAAAGCUCAAAGGAAGGCAGCACAGCGUUUUCCAGUCCAUGCUGCAGAACUUUCGACGCCCCAACUGCUGUAUUCGCCCCGCCCCGUCCUCCGUGUUAGAUUGAAGGGGAGCGUGCGGGGGAGCCCUGGUGUCCUUUCGGGGUCUUCGGGAGUGUCUGGCCCGCAAAGCGUACCUGGUUUUUCCCUGAGGGCUCAGGAAGAGAAAGCGAGUAUUAACUCUAGGAAAUGGCUAUUAAGAAUUUGAUUGGAGCUCCAUAAAUUAAAGUAUCAUUUGGAUUUGAAAGAAAGAACAAGAGAAAAGCAAGCUUCACUGAAAGUGUACGACCUUACUUAAGAGGAAAUAAGAUUCAGUGGGUUUUUUAAUAGGUUGUUGCUUCUAGAACCAGCAUUAGCAUGAUACAUGUGUCAUUUAGUGUCACUGUCUCAAGUUAUCACGCUCUGGUCUUUCCAUUAAAAUCCCUGCUUUAUGUUCAAAAUACCAAAAACACUAUUAGCAAAACCACUGUUAUACUUUCUAGUCCUAUUGCAAUAAGAAUGCUGUUACCACGCAAAAUUUAAGUACUGAUAAGAACUAUAAUGUAAAAAUGGAAACAACUUUGACUCAUUUCUAGGCCACAGGACAUUAAGUAAAAGCAUAAUAUACCAAAUAUGAAUUAAUAUUUGUACACAU
Messenger RNA from Molossus molossus (Pallas's mastiff bat), 3379 nucleotides. RefSeq names its product GPRIN family member 3 (gene GPRIN3). The coding region runs from base 465 to 2813 and encodes 782 amino acids. NCBI's taxonomy places the organism in Eukaryota, Metazoa, Chordata, Mammalia, Chiroptera, Molossidae. The record is from RefSeq and is a predicted model, not a curated record. The transcript is spliced from 3 exons. Gene Ontology annotation, cellular component: plasma membrane. Gene Ontology annotation, biological process: neuron projection development.